AGUACAGUUACUGACGGCCCGUACCGUGAACGAUAGCCGUCGUCGUCGACCGUCGCCGUCGUCGUCCACGCUGCUGUUAUCGUAGACAGCGUCGCAUAGAGUCGUGUUCGUUUUACCAUGAGUUGCUCUCGAUAAACAUAUAUGCAGUCAGUAAGUGGUGGUACUCGCUCUCUCUUUCUCUCUCCAGCUGUUCUUCAUCGCUUUCGUACUUCGGUCUCUUCCUCUCUUCGUCGUUCUAACCGCGUUGUCCCCGGGGACGGAUUUUCUGCGACUCGCGUGCAGCGUCGCGAAUGUUUGCAGGUGUUUUGUAUUCCGCGCGAACCAGCCUCCUAGAAGGACGUCCCCCGAGUGCCGUAAACACGACACGAUAACGAUAACGAUCCUCGAUGAGAUGCAGUGCUUUCUUUCGUUAAUCGGCUAUUAGAGCUUUCGAAAUUCGAUUAUGAUCCCGUGCUCAGUGUGUACAAUAUGUUUCGCUGAACGCCCAGUUUCUCCGUGUACGAUUUAAAGCGUGAAACAUUCACACGGUCACGUAGUAGACUAAAGAAUCAGCUAGCUCCAAAUCGUACAUCCCGCGCGGACAACUUGUUGCUCGUUUGCCGAAAGUAGUGACGUAUUUGAACCGUUUGUAUGAAUUCGAAGUAAAGUUCACCUAGUCCCGCCUUACCCUGAACGUAUCCUAAGGACAAAGAGUGAGAGAGAGAAAGAGGAUCUUUUAAUUGAUAAGCAGGUGUAGCUCGUGAACGAAGUGACAGUGUUCUCGAAUGUGUAUAUGAACGAGGUCGUCACGAUGACCGUUCCACCGACACUGCCGGCGAAGACUCAGCCCCGGGACCCGAGUCAGGUUGCCCGACAGACUGUAUCAAUCCGGACUGUUUCCAGUCCCCCCACAGCUACUCUGAGCACCGGGGCCGGAGCAACGGUAUUUGUCGGACUCGCAGCUCCUGGUGUCGAUUCCGCGACUGCCUGUAGGAGAAGAAUCCCGGAAGUGCAAUCCGCGAACGGCUACGGUAAGCAGAGCACCGUGAAGUCGGCGCAGAGCCUAGCCAGUCAGCAACAGCAGCACGGACAACAACAGCAGCAGGCGGCACACGUGGUGAAGAUCAAGAUCAAUCCGGAUGGUGAGAAGAACGGAAGGGUGAUAUCGACCGUUCGAUUGACUCUGGACGAGAACGUCGUCGGCCACGAAGCCGAGCAGGAGAACGGGAUCGCGAUCGCGUGCGAACAUUCGAGCAAGCGUGACGGUGGUGUGGUCGUGAGUGCGACAAAUCUGGAGAACGUGCAGCGUUGUGGAAGUGCCGGUGCCGGUGAAGGCUGUGUGAGGAUCAGUGUUGGCUGCAACGCUUUCGAACGCAACAACAACAUCAACAACAACAAUAAAGACAAGCGCAAUCGGAACGACAGCUCGGAGAAAGACAUGGUUCACCGGGACACCUCGGAACCCUUGAAUACCACCUCCGCGAAUAACCGUUCUUCGAGCGCUUGUUUCUAUUACAACUCGUAUCCCAGCCAUUUGAACGGGAUGGUGAUGUCCAGCGGACAAUGUUCGCCCAGCGACACCCUGGACAGCGGUACGUGCAGCGACCUAGACGGUACGCCACCGCCUCUUCCCAAAAAGAAGAACUCCAGCACAGUCAUAUUAGCCAGCGAACAACACAAUCGAACUGGAAGUCUGACCAGCAGUGGAGCGGAAGUGGACAGUGACGAUAACGAGAGCAACAUCAGCUGCGAUUCUUUGAACGCCGGUGACUUGAACGACAGAAUAGAGGAAAUCAACGGCAACUCGAGCGAGGCCUUGAAUUUUCGAGGACACUCGGAGAGUCAUCUGGAAAACGGGCUGCAGAGUCGUCAGAAAUAUCGGGAAACCGAUGACGUUCCAAACUUGAACCAAUUAAACCUGUCGAACGAGAACAAGGAACGCAUCAUGGCUCCGGAAGUCCAAUCAAAUUCUUGUUCGAUCAGAGCAUCCCCCAGCGUGUCCCCGUCGCCGUCCGCGGCAUCUUCGCUCUCGAAAGCGUCUUCCACACCGAGAAUGAGGAGUCCGGAAUUGACGAGCGAGCCAAAUGGCAGGCUAUCGUCGCCGGUGGUGAAGGAAUGCACGUACGAGGAGAGGAAACAGGAGCAGGAGAGGAUAGGACAGGAGUCCGUUGCCGGUGACGUUGACACGAGCAUCAAUCCUGUGACCGGCAAGAAGUACCUGUACGAGUACGACAGGUUCUACAAGUUUCACGUGAACGAACUGAAAGGAAACAACAAGGACACGAACAGGGGUGUGGUGUUAGGAGAUAAGGAUACCGACGAAUGUUUCGCCGGUUACAAGAUCCUCGAAAAGGAAGCCAUUCGCAGUGCCAAGGGAACAGUCCGCGGUGUCAAGAACAGGGUACGAGCCGGUAUCGCGACGUUCCUUCAAAAACCCUCCUCUCAGGCGUACAUCAAGAAGGAGCUGGGCAAAGUAGUAGUCUACACAACAACCUCUGGUAUCGUCAGAAAGACGUUCUACAACUGCAAGAAGGUGAAGCAGAUUUUGAGGACGCAUAUGGUGAAAUAUGACGAACUGGAUCUGUUCGGAGACGCGGAAUUGCAGACAGAACUGAGAGAACGUUUAGGUUCCGACGUCAUACAGCUGCCACAGCUCUUCAUCGAUGGCCAACAUAUUGGGGGAUUCGAUACGGUGGAGAGACUGAACGAGUCUGGAGAACUGAGGGACAUGCUAAAGCCAUAUCAGAGCGAAGAUGCCUGCACCGUCUGUCUGUUCUGCGGUGGUUACCAAUGGCAGCUGUGUCCGGUAUGCAACGGUAGCAAAAGAUCCGUGCAUCGCAACGACUUCACCGCGGAAUUUGUCGCCCUGAAGUGUGCAAAAUGCGAUGUGAACGGUCUAAUUCGUUGUCCUCACUGCUAAAGGACAAGCAUGAAAAGAACGAGAGCCACGAACGACAUCGUCAUCUUCGAACGUUAUUGCACUCGGAUCCCCAUGGCUUACAACCCCCUCCCUUACACUCGGUUUAAGACUAAGGUGCUACGAGAGUAUAUUGCAUGUUACACGUAACACGUCGCGAACAUGGAUUCGUUUUGUCCACGAGAGUUCGAGAGCGCUCUUUCGUUCAGAAUUUUCGUUUGCUGCUCGUCACGGGUUUCGUAGAAACUCGUACACGAAGCGAGAUUU
This is a messenger RNA of Megachile rotundata (alfalfa leafcutting bee), 3163 nucleotides long. RefSeq lists its product as uncharacterized. Lineage: Eukaryota; Metazoa; Arthropoda; Insecta; Hymenoptera; Megachilidae. The record is from RefSeq and is a predicted model, not a curated record. Gene Ontology annotation, biological process: sensory perception of sound.